This is a messenger RNA of Exophiala spinifera, 888 nucleotides long. RefSeq lists its product as uncharacterized. Gene Ontology annotation, biological process: intra-Golgi vesicle-mediated transport; retrograde vesicle-mediated transport, Golgi to endoplasmic reticulum; endoplasmic reticulum to Golgi vesicle-mediated transport. Gene Ontology annotation, molecular function: protein binding; structural molecule activity. The record is from RefSeq and is a predicted model, not a curated record. Gene Ontology annotation, cellular component: COPI vesicle coat. NCBI's taxonomy places the organism in Eukaryota, Fungi, Ascomycota, Eurotiomycetes, Chaetothyriales, Herpotrichiellaceae. The coding region runs from base 1 to 888 and encodes 295 amino acids. The transcript is spliced from 2 exons.
AUGGACCCUUUCUCCGGCGAGGGUGAACUCCUCAACAUAACAACAGCCUUCUACACCCACGCCUACCAAACAGUACUGGACUUUGACACCUCUGCUCUCUCUCCUGCGAACCAGGCUGUUGCUCAAACACUCAAAUACCGGGCUCAAAUCGCCCUGGGCGACUCUUCGUCCGUCAUAUCCGAAUUGAAACCCAAAGCAUCCAGCUCUCCUUCGUCCCGCGCGUUAUUGGCUCUCGCCCAGAACGAUGUCGAGGCCGCGACAGAACUGGCAACAGACGCAUCCACCGCCGAAGACCCGGUAGUUCAAGUCUGCGCCGGGACAGUCCUUGCAUCCGCCGGCGAAUAUGCAACCGCAAUCGAUCUUCUAUCAAAACACCAAGGAAGUCUCGAAGCCGUUGGCUUGCUCGUGCAGAUCCGCCUCUCCCAGAACAGGACCGAUCUGGCCGUCAAAGAAGUGCAGGGUGCAAAGCGCUGGGCUAAUGACAGCCUCCUGAUCAACCUCGCCGAGUCAUGGACGAACCUUCGCGCAGGAGGCAGCGAGAAAUACCAGUCGGCAUUUUACGUAUAUGAAGAACUCGCCAGUGCCCCAGGGAACACCUCUCCGACCGCACUUUUGUGUCAGGCUAUUGCCGAGUUGCAUCUCGGACGGCUAGAGGAGGCCGAAGUCGCGUUACAACAGGCUGUGAGCAGCGACGGGGCCGAUGUCCAGGCCAUCGCGAAUAGCAUCGUACUGGCGAGCGUCAUGGGCAAGAAGGACGAUGUGGUAAAGGGACUGAUCGAACAGUUACGAGAGCGGGAUCAAGGGCACGUGUUGUUGAAAGAUCUAGAGGAGAAGAGUGCACUUUUCGAUGCUGCCGCUGCCAAAUACAGUGCAAAGGUCACAGCUUGA